AUGGACAACAUACACGCUCCAACCGUGCCCUCGGGCCCAGCCAGCAAGACGUCGAGGAACGGUGACCUUGGUCGCCUCUCUUUUGCCGAGCUACAGAAGAAGAAGGAAAACAUGGAGGCUGAAUUGAAAGCUCUGGGCGCAGUCCUCGACUCUCACGGGGUUGACAUGAACACACCUCUCACAACUCAAGAUGGCUUUCCAAGAGCCGAUCUCGAUAUUGCCCAAGUGCGUACUACCAGAGCCCGCAUCAUCCACCUCCGCAAUGACUACAAAGAGCUCAUGGCCAUGGUUGAGAAACAACUCCAUGAGCACUUUGCCAGCUUGCAGGAAGAGGAGGUACCCGAAGUUCCGCUCCCCGGGGGUGCCAACAACACCCUGGCAGAUCAUUCGGCAUCUCAGCCGCUCGAGGAGCCAUUCGCAAAGGUCAACACUGUGGUUCCGGGAAGCCCAGCCGAGUUAGCUGGCCUAAAGCCGAAUGACCAAAUCCGCAUAUUCGGCUAUGUCAACAGCUCAAACCACGACAGUCUUGAGAAGGUGGCCGAAUGCGUACAAGGGAAUGAAGGUCGACCUGUUCUGGUCAGGGUAUCUCGGCCCAGCCAAGGGGCGCGGGAGGAGCUGCACGUAACCUUGACUCCGAGACGUAACUGGGGUGGCAGAGGUUUGCUGGGCUGUCACAUCCUACCUUUGUGA
Messenger RNA from Colletotrichum acutatum, 690 nucleotides. RefSeq lists its product as uncharacterized. The coding region runs from base 1 to 690 and encodes 229 amino acids. The transcript is spliced from 4 exons. Gene Ontology annotation, molecular function: protein binding. Gene Ontology annotation, biological process: proteasome regulatory particle assembly. NCBI's taxonomy places the organism in Eukaryota, Fungi, Ascomycota, Sordariomycetes, Glomerellales, Glomerellaceae. The record is from RefSeq and is a predicted model, not a curated record. Gene Ontology annotation, cellular component: cytoplasm; nucleus.